This is a messenger RNA of Linum trigynum, 363 nucleotides long. Lineage: Eukaryota; Viridiplantae; Streptophyta; Magnoliopsida; Malpighiales; Linaceae. The record is from the annotation of a GenBank genome assembly.
AUGUUCCUGGCUAGCAGCAUGCUAGUAUUCGUUGCUGGGACACGGCAUUACCAGCCGGUCACACCUCCAGAAAGGGAAUUGGGCGCCGGCAACGGGGGAUCAGUCUACCAUCACUGGCUUUACCCGACGACGAGCCCCUGUAAAGCAGGUUUCGCCGGCGGUGCUUCAGAUUCUGGCUACAAAAAGUGCAAGCGAACUUCUCUCGCAAGUUGGGGUGUAGACAACAGAGCUGCUAAUGUUGCUAUUUCCCCUGAACCCGUGUUGACAUCCAGCGAUCCAGGCUAUGCUGAGUGGCUGCAAGGGCAAUAUAAUGAGUCAUAUUGCCACUACAUAAGGUGUAGAAUGUACAAGGCCUGUAAUUAA